UUGACUUCAGUUUGAGGUUUGAGCCUGUCGACGACUCGGUUAACAGCAAAGUCAUAAGAUUACAUAAGCUUCUCUGUUUUAUCGUAAUUAUGACUGAUCUACAUCCGAGUGAAAGCCUGCCAGAGGGUGGAGCGGAACGUUAUUCCAAGAAGUUUUGUGACGUCAUACAAGGAAACACUGUAUCAUCGUCAUCACAACUGUUGGAUCGUCGUGGCUUCGUUAAGCGUAUUUGCUCGACGAAGAAAACUCGUACAACUUUAAACGUCUACUUGGAAAAGGUUAUCCGCAAUGCUGUCACGCAUGCCAAACGCUCUAAAAGAAAAAAUGUCACUGCAAUGGAUGUCGUUCAUGCUUUGAAGCGACAAUUGCAUACAUCUCGUGAGUUGAGUGACUAAUUUCAAGUAUCCUUCGAUGGAUGAAGCUACGUAACAACGUACCCAAAACAAAACGGCCAUUUUCAGGGCCCAAAAUAUUUUCGACGGUCAACUCGACAAAUCUAUUUAGUUUUUAAUAAAUUUAAAAUGAAAUUUAAUUUAUGUAUUAUAAUUGAGAUACGAUCGAUUUUAUUUUCUUCCAUCGUAUACUUGAUGCACAAAUUCGGUGAAUACAGUUGAAAUUAUACUGAAACAGUUCUCCGACUGCGCACGGUACAUUUUACAUGGUUGAAAUAUCUUGUGAUAAUAAUCACUAGAGAUGCGCAAAAAUCACCAAAUUUUUCAUUUUUUCCGUAGUUUUUGUCCAGCCCGAAGGCCUAGUUAUCAGUUGUAUUAAAUGGUCUUCACGAACUGUAAUGCCAAUCUUGAAAUGAUGCACGCGUUGAAAGUGACGCGGCGUUCCACGCAGCGUAAAAACAUUAGUUCGAACGCUUCCAUAGACUCAAUCAUGGUAAAAAUUUCGGACGACUCGCAGAACAAAUUCCGAAAAAUCUAGACACGCGUGCAAGAUCCUUAACGUGUUUUCCAGCGUUUAGAGAAACAACGAGCUUAAAAGAAUGAAGCCCGUGGCAUGCAAGGCUAUUUUUCGAGGUACAAAGCGUGUGUGCGCUUUGCGAGAAUACUUCGCGCAUGCUUUUCACCACGAAAAAUAAGAUCGCGUGUAGCACAGGCGCAACUUACCAAUAUGAGAAUCACUAGGGGAUUGAAAUAACAUUUUUCAACAUUUUCGUUCAUCAGAACUAAUUUGCACGAGUUAGGGCGGGUUGUUCCAACUUCUAGGUAGCUUAUCUGGCGAGUAAAAGCAUUGACUUGUAGACCUUUAACUGUCAGAUAGGCUUACCUAGAAAUUGAAACAACCCGCCCUUAAUCUCGAUGGAGGGAAAUGAUAAUUUUAUCCUACGGUGUCUAAAACAAAUUUUACCAAAAGUUUAGAUAUUCAUGAUAUUUUUUCAUGGCCAACCGGUUUUUAGCAGAAUGUGGGAAAACUAUUCAUUCAAAAGGGCAAGUCAUCAAUAGAACUGUGAGAUCUUAAAAUAGUUAUUUUUACAUAAAUACUUUCGCUUUGCCUUGAGUAGUCAUCGAGCUCACAUGACCAACUCGAAAUCGAUGGUGGCGCCUCCCGUAGUAAAGUUGGUAAAGUAUAUUUAUAUGUAAAUAUGGUCGUUGUCACAUGUCAGACGCCUCGUGUGUAUUUUACCGGAUUUCUCCGUGACUUUUUAUUGAAAUCGUGGCCAAUAAAUUUCGUAAUGAGUAGUGAAGUGGUGGGAUUCGGCUCUGGUCGCUUCGGUUGUGACGAACGUGUGUACAAUUUGUGAUAAAAUAAUCUUUGUAAUUAGCAUAAAAGGUGUGAUGGCGUACGCAAACUGCUCCGUAUUUUCAUUAAUUCAUUGCAUUGGUUAGAAAAAUCUGCUGUCCGAAUACGGAUCACAGCCGGAAUCGACUAAUUAAAUUACAUUUUUUGAUAUUUUCUAUAUUCGUUACGAAAUCUAGUGUAGAAACGGAUUUUAGUUCGAUUUUCGGACACUUGGCGCUGCGUAUGCUAUCGUAGCGACACAUGGCAGCAGCAGUUAGCAGGAAAAGAAAAAUAAUCCGAUGUGGCGAAGCCGGUAGAAUUGACGACAACCAAUUUCCGGUGAUGUCUCUGCUGUGAACAUAGUCGGAGAUCAUCGUAUUUCAAUCGACGCUAGCGCCAUCAGACAAAAAAGAUCCGUUCUUUGUUGGCGGUGACACAUUUUGUCGUUGGGUCUGUCUUUAUGCUCCUUUAUUCGUUCUCGAGGAACCUUUCAUGGCAGAGAAAAGGGCCGCUUCAGCAGCGUCAUCAGCUUCAGAUUCGUCAUCCUUGCCUGAACUUUAUAAUCCGUCUAAAAAGGUGACAUCUUCAAAAGUAAUGAAACGGAAAGAAAAAUCGAGUCAUCCCAGCACCGCUGAUAUGGUGACCGAAGCGAUAGUUCAGCUCGCCGAUCGCGGGGGCUCGUCACUCCUGGCGAUUAAAAAAUACAUCGCGAACGCUUUCAACCUCGAUGUGGACAAACAAUCUACCUACAUCAAGAGAUAUUUGAAAUCUGCCGUGGCUAAGGGAUCUUUGGUGCAGACUACGGGAAGAGGAGCCAAUGGAUCUUUCAAGUUGCCGUCCGCCAAGCACAAAGCGGCGUUGACCAAAUCACCGUUCACAGUAAACGACGAAGCAUCUGCGAAAAAAUCUGUUACAUCGAUGAAAAAGAAAUCGGUGAAAGCAUCGGCGAAGAAGCAGACUAAGAAAACCGGAAAAACAAUCUCGUCGACUGAUACGUCCAAGGAAAAUUCUAGUCCAACUUUUACCCCGACAGAGCCGAAAAGUCCGUCGAAAACGAAAAAAAAUGUGAAAUCUCCUACGAGCAAGCCUAAAGUACCGAAGCCAAAGAAAGCAACGGGAGCUAAAUCCAUGAACGUCGUAACCUCGAAAAAAACUGCUGUGAAAAAGUGAGCGAGUAACAUAAAGCCAAACGGCCCUUAUCAGGGCCAACCAAUCAUUUGACGUAGAAAUAUUCGUUCUAAAAUGUUAUUAUGAAGUGAUAAGCACUCUCGCUAGAAUAAGGAAACUCGGAAACCGUGGAAAACGGUCGUCAGUAAAACGCGCAGUUUUGUUACUUCAAUAUAUCGAAAAUAUUCUAGUACCACGGCGGCCGUAUUUUCUGAAAAUGGUAGAAAUUAAAUGAAUUUUUGAACUUUACGAUGUAAGUGACUCGCGACUCAAUAAAUAACGGAAUAUUUGGGGAAAAAAGUGGGAGGAGUUUCUUUACUUCGGGCAUCAUCCCUACUUCGGUUCCUUCUACGAAUGAGGAAACAGCACGCCCUCUGACGGACGGUGGGUAUAAAAUCGAGUCUCUACACGUUUAGUGCCAGUUCUUACGUAAUCUCUCGUCAAAAUGGUACGAUCAAAGCAGCAGGUAGCAAAAAAAUCUGUUACUCGUGACGCCGCUUUCCGAGUACGGAAGGUUAAAGAAAUUAGCCCAGUUCGCAAAAAAACUGUUUAUAUCCACACUUACGCUCUUCGCGAUAUUCGACGACUGCAAAAAAGUGUCAACAACCUCAUCCCUCGUGCAUCUUUUCAACGACUUGUCAGAGAAAUUUGUCAAGAUUUUGCGCUUGAUCUGAAAUUUCAGUCAUCGGCAUUGGAAGCCAUUCAAGAAGCUUGUGAAGCUUACCUGACUAGUCUCUUCGAAGAUACUAAUUUAUGUGCCAUACACGCUAAGAGAGUGACAAUCAUGCCGAAAGACGUACAAUUAGCACGUCGUAUAAGAGGUGAACAUUCGUAGGGAAUUACAAGAAAAAAACGGUCCUUUUAAGGACCAAAACCGAAACGUGGUAAUGACUGAACAAUUCUAUCCCCGCAUGUGUUCGUGACAUCUUACGAAAUCUACCAUCAUUCGUAUAAACUGUUCUUAAGUGACGACAGAUUUAUAGGUUAAACAUGCAAUUUCUGUUGCAAAUCUAUAAAAUCUCUGUGAAAUUCCCCAAGAUACCGAAUAGGCUGUCGCGUAAACGUGAAACAGGUUCCAACAAGUUUACUUUUUCUGGAACAAAGGAAAACCGAACGCACGUCAUCACUCGCUGGGAAGAAAGAACCGACGCCAUGUUUUUUAUUUUCGUUCAUUAGAGGUUACGUUGAGAGGGCAUGAUGGGUAGUGUGUUAUAUUUUUCGGGCAAAUAAAUAUUGUGAAUAAAUAAUUGUAAUCGAUGAUCCAUCAA
This is a messenger RNA of Venturia canescens, 4163 nucleotides long. RefSeq names its product histone H1B, sperm-like. Gene Ontology annotation, biological process: chromosome condensation; nucleosome assembly; negative regulation of DNA recombination. The transcript has 4 exons. Bases 2221 to 2898 code for a protein of 225 amino acids. Lineage: Eukaryota; Metazoa; Arthropoda; Insecta; Hymenoptera; Ichneumonidae. Gene Ontology annotation, molecular function: structural constituent of chromatin; nucleosomal DNA binding; double-stranded DNA binding. Gene Ontology annotation, cellular component: nucleosome; nucleus. The record is from RefSeq and is a predicted model, not a curated record.